Molecule: messenger RNA, 810 nt
Organism: Macrosiphum euphorbiae (potato aphid)
Lineage: Eukaryota; Metazoa; Arthropoda; Insecta; Hemiptera; Aphididae
Source: the annotation of a GenBank genome assembly
AUGAUUAAUAAACGUGAAAUAUUGUCUACAGGUGAAUCCAAAAUGAUAGAAGCUGAUGUAAUUACUGGUCAUUUGGUUGAUGAAAUAGAGGGAGAGAAAGCUGACCGGAUACCAAUAAUGGGUCAUCCUCCCUCAAUAACUUCAGACUUGAGUCUUAAAGAAUUCUUAGAUGCAUGGAAAAAUUCAAAUAAAAUCCUAAAACUCGAUUUUAAAUCAACUGAAGCAUUUAAACUAGCAACGCCUGUCAUUGAGAACGCUUUUAAAGAUUCACCUCAAAAUCGCCUACCUUGGUUGAAUGCAGAUAUUUUACCUGGUCCCGGUCCAGGAGACAGUCCUGGAGUAGACGCAGACACCUUCCUCAAAGUAUCGUCAAAAAGUUUUCCAGAUUCAAUUUUAUCGUUAGGCUGGACUACUAAACGCAACGAUAACGACAAGUAUUCAGAGCAUUACAUAAAUGCUAUGGUAGACGUACUGUUUAAAAACAAAUACAUGAACCCUGUGACUUACGCUGUACGAGCGUCAUUUGCAGUCAAUUCGAUAUCGGAACUUCAAUAUUUGUUGGAGACAUCGCCAGUGGGCUCAACUCUAACUGUCUGGUGUAGUGACUCAAAAGAUAUCAUCAACUAUCCAAACCUGGUACAGUUGAUAAAUACCGUUGGAGCGAAUCGUGUGUACCUCGACUUACCUGAUGAAAUGUCUAAGAUUUUUUUCGAGAUGUACACGUCCAGUAGUGUAGGAGCGAGCAAUAAUGUUGGGUUACAGCCUUUGUUCUUGGCGUCAUUAUUUGUGCUCAAAAAUGUAUUCCUUUAA